UGUGGCAGCACGAUAGUUCCACUAAACCAGUGUUUAUUGGGCUUCUUCGCUUGGGUUUGAAGUUUGGACCCGGUUUAAACCACAAAGAUGCAAACUUUUCUCGCAGUACAUAAAAGUUCAAAACUUUAAGCCCUCCUUCUCGAUCGCGGCAAGAAACACAGCCAAAUGCCAGAUUCGUCGACAUGGCAGCAAAAACCUCCAUUGCCAAAACCAUAACCAAGCUUUAUUAUUCGAGUGGGUUCCAUUCCUCUCACCCCAAACAUCUGGCCCCACUCUCACUAUCUUCCUCCUUCUCCAGCUCCUCCCCUAAUGCUGCUUCCCCAGCGGCCGAGUCUCAAUCAACCAUCUCUUCCCAAGCUCCUGGGAGGGAAAGGUCGAGAUGGUCGAGAUGGUUGCUGUUUCUUCCUGGAGCUAUCACUUUUGGGCUUGGGACUUGGCAGAUUAUCAGAAGGCAAGAGAAGAUACAAAUGUUAGAUUAUAUACAGAAGAGGUUGGAAUUGGAACCUUUAAACUUGAACAAUGCCUCUCCGUCAAGUCAAAAUUUGGAUCAGUUGGAGUUUAGGAGGGUCAAAUGCAAAGGGUAUUUUGAUGAGAAAAGGUCGAUCUAUGUGGGCCCUCGUUCAAGAAGCAUUUCUGGUGUGACCGAAAAUGGCUACUAUAUCAUCACACCUCUUAUCCAGGUCCCUGACAAAGAUGAGAGUGUGCAGCCACCAAUUUUGGUCAACAGAGGAUGGGUGCUGCGAAGUUGGAAAGAUGAGGCUUCAAAAGUUUCAGAAGGUGGUGAACAAUCUUCUGAUAUAACACCCACCUCUGUCCAAGAUACUGAAAGAAGGUCUUGGUCGAGGUUCUGGACCAAGAAGCCCCAAGUUGUUGAGGAUCAAAACCGCGUUGUUGCUCCCGUUGAAGUUGUUGGAGUAGUUCGAGGGAGUGAAAAGCCUAGCAUAUUUGUUCCACCAAAUGAUCCAAACUCCUACCAAUGGUUCUAUGUUGAUGUUCCUGCAAUAGCUCGUACGUGUGGACUCCCUGAGGAUACUAUUUACAUUGAAGACGUAAAUGAAAAUGUUAAUCCAGGUAACCCUUACCCGCUUCCAAAGGAUGUCAAUACCUUGAUUCGGAGUUCAGUCAUGCCUCAGGACCACCUGAAUUAUACUCUGACAUGGUAUCCACUCUCUGCAGCAGUUACACUCAUGGCUCUCAUGAGUCUAAAACCCAAAAGGAGCCGGAGAUAGCAGAUACGCAAGAGAUUCCGAUAGUUAUACGAAGAAAUUGAUGCCCCAGAGUACUUGGAACUGUCAAGUCAAUUUUGCUUAUCGAACUGUUUAGACUCUUGAUGAUUGGAAACUGGAAAAUUUGGGGGUGGAUAUUGGCUGUUUUCACCAUUAAACCGCUCGUUCCAAGCUGAAUUUUUGCAGCCAAAAACAAUAAAGUUUCUAGCGUUCCAGCGAGGAAACUAAAAGCUAAACUCGCUAAUUUGAAGACAAUGGUUUAUAGCUCCGUAAGAAGGGUUCAGAUUUUGGUUUUAGCUUCUUUCAGCUGUUUGUGCUGCCCUCGUAGCGAUAAUAUAAACGCUACGAGGUACGAUGUAAAAUAAUAAUUAGAAUUCUACGGCAUUUUUGUUUCGGGGGUAUUCUUUGUAUUAAAGCCCGAAGGCACAAACAGCUGUUUGUUUUGAUGAUAUAAAAGAUAAAGGGAUACGAUUUCCGCACAUCUUA
Messenger RNA from Malus domestica (apple), 1712 nucleotides. Its product is annotated as surfeit locus protein 1-like. The record is from RefSeq and is a predicted model, not a curated record. Lineage: Eukaryota; Viridiplantae; Streptophyta; Magnoliopsida; Rosales; Rosaceae. Gene Ontology annotation, cellular component: membrane.